Molecule: messenger RNA, 3891 nt
Organism: Thyridium curvatum
Lineage: Eukaryota; Fungi; Ascomycota; Sordariomycetes; Thyridiales; Thyridiaceae
Exons: 4
Coding region: 1-3891 (1296 amino acids)
Biological process (GO): regulation of DNA repair; carbohydrate metabolic process
Molecular function (GO): alpha-L-fucosidase activity; poly(ADP-ribose) glycohydrolase activity
Source: RefSeq, a predicted model, not a curated record
AUGGGCACUCGAAGCACUAUCAUCUCGGCGAGGAGCAUCGCCACGCUCCUCCUUGCCUCCCCUUGCAUCCUCGCCGCCUCCAUAUCACCACCCAACUCGGCCUCGAUACCCACGCGCAUCUGGGACUCUUCUGCCGCCACCGCCUUCAAGGACUCCUUCGUCAUUGGCAACGGCCGCAUCGGAGCCACCAUCCCAGGUACCGCCGUCCAGGAGAAGCUAUGGAUCAACGAGGACUCCUUCUGGUCGGGCCAGCACCUCCAGCGCGCCAACCCAGACGCCCUCGCGAACAUGCCCGUCAUGCAGGCGCAGCUGGCUGGCGGCCGCAUCGCCGACGCCGCGACCCUGGCCUCGUUCGCCUACACCGGCACGCCCGUGUCGACGCGGCACUACGAGCCGCUCGGCAACCUGCAGCUGAACAUGAACCACAGCGCCGUGGUGAGCAACUACGAGCGCUGGCUCGACGUCGGCGACAGCUCGUCCGGCGUGUACUAUACGGCCGGCGGCGUGGCCUACACGCGCGAGUACAUCGCCAGCGAGCCCGCGGGCGUCAUCGCCAUCCGCGUCACGGCGGACCGGCCCGGCGCCGUGAGCUUCAACACGCACCUGCGCCGCGGGGAGUCGCUCAACCGCUGGAUGGACUAUAGCCGCAAGGUCGGCUCCGACACGGUCGUCAUGGGCGGCGGGAGCGCGAGCGUGCACACGGUUGAGUACGCCGCGGGGGCCAAGGUCGUGGCUACGGGUGGCAAGGUGUACACCCUUGGCGACUACGUCAUGUGCGAGGGCGCCGACGAGGCUGUCGUCUACUUCUCGGCUUGGACGUCGGUGCGUAAGGGCUCGCCUCGGGACGCAGUGCUGGCGGACUUGGCGGCGGUCGGUAAUGGCCCGGGUGACUAUGCUGCGUUGCGGGAGGAGCAUGUUGCGGACUAUCAGGCGCUCGCGGGGAGGGUGACGCUGGAUCUGGGUGCGUCUACGGCCGAGCAGAGGAAGGGUACGACGGCCGAGCGGUUCACUGGGCUGAACAAGGCCUUCGACCCGGAGCUGGCGGCUUUGUAUUUCCAAUUCGGCCGGUACUUGCUCAUCUCGUCGUCACGGAAGGGAACGGUGCCUGCGAACCUACAAGGCUUGUGGCUGGCCGAGAUGGAUCCUGAGUGGGGAUCCAAGUUCACUAUCAACAUCAACACGCAGAUGAACUAUUGGCCUGCACUUAUCACGAAUCUUGCAGAGCUCAACGCCCCCCUAUUCGACCUGAUUGACAAUCUCCACAAAAGGGGCCGUGAAGUUGCGAAAGCCAUGUACGGCGUCGAGGGAGCAGUCGGCCAUCACAACACCGACCUGUGGGGCGAUGCGGCACCCCAGGACAACUACGCCCCGUCCACCUUCUGGCCCAGCGGGUUCGCCUGGCUGGUCACGCACGUCUUCGAGCACUACCUCUUCACGGGCGACGUCUCGGUCCUGCGGGAACACUACGACGCCCUGCGCGACUCGGCCGUCUUCUUCCUCAACUUUGUGACCGACUACAAGGGCUGGAAGGUGACCAGCCCGUCCCUCUCGCCCGAGAACUCGUACUACCUCCCCAACUCGACGACGGCGACGGCCGCCCUCACGCUCGGCCCCACGAUGGACAACUCCAUCAUCUGGGCCGUGUUCGGCAUGGUCCUCGAGGCCCAGCGCGUGCUGCGCGUGGAGGACGCCGCGCUGGCGGCCAACCUCACGCGGGUGCGCGCCCUGCUCCCGCCCCUCCGCGUCAGCCCGUCCCUAGGCGGCAUCAUGGAGUGGAUCGAGGACUACCGGGAGACGGAGCCGGGCCACCGCCACUGGUCGCCGCUCUUCGGCCUGUACCCGGGCUCCGAGAUCACGGCCGACGACGCGAGGCUCUUCGAGGCCGCGAGGCGGACCAUCGACCGCCGGCUGUCGUUCGGCGGCGGCGAGUCGGGCUGGUCGCGCGGGUGGGCCAUCGCGCUGGCGGCGCGGGCGCACAACGCCUCGCUCGUGGGCGAGUCGCUGCACGUGCUGCUCACCAAGUGCACCUACCCGCGCGGCAUGCUCAACACGGGCGGGCCCGCGGCCUUCCAGAUCGACGGCAACUUUGGCGGCACGGCGGGCGUCGCGGAGGCGCUGCUGCAGAGCCACGAGCAGGUGGUUGUUGUUGCCGCCGGCGGUGGUGGGAACGGCACCAACGGCACCUGGCGUAACAGUCAGCAGCGGGAUGGUACGAACGCCACCGCGCCGCUGCGGCCGGCUCGCUUGGGCGACGACCCGGCGUCCAAGGUGCCCCUCAUCCGGCUGCUUCCCGCGCUUCCGGCCGCGUGGGCCGGCAAGGAUGGCGGCUCCGUACGCGGUCUGGUCGCGCGCGGAGGGUUCGAGGUCGACAUGGAGUGGGAUGCGGACGGCGGCUUCAAGAAUGCCACUCUCACUAGUAGACUGGGCAGCCAGGCGUGGUUGACGGUCGGCACGACGCCGAUCGGCGAGAGCGGGGCGAAGGAGGUCGCCGUCGCUGGUCAGGGGAAGGGAGGGUUCGUCCUGGUCAAGACCAAGAAAGGGGAUAAGCUGAGCGUUACCAUGGGCAUCUGUUCAGAGGAUGUGGAGGAGGACGAGUACGGCCGGAUCCGAUUCUGGCCUCUGUUUAAAACACUCCUGAAAGCUCAAAUUCAACAUCAUGCGCAACUCAUUGAAGUGCUCGAAAGCAUCGCGGUUGUGCUGCGCGACACGCCUGGCCCGGCAGGGGAUUAUGGCCUUCUGAAGCGGUUCCUCGAAACCCGCCCGCGCUUCUUUGACGACAUCUGGCCGAAGCUGGCAGUGCUGGCCUUGGAGCUUCCAGACUUGUUUCCUGGAGAUUCCUUGCCAGUUCUGCAGUCGAGCGAGACUGACCGUGUGGUUCUUUCGCGGCGCCAGGCGGCAUGCUUGGUAGUCCAUCAGUUCUUGUGCACUUUGGCGCCUCCGGCAUGGAAGGACGACAACAUCUACCAGUUCGACGUCUGGUAUAACUCGCAGCAGCGGCAAGGCACCGCGCCGCUUGCAUACUUGGAGGCGCUGUUCCUCUAUUUCGAACAAGGCGGGGGCAAUCUGGACAUAUGGAGCAACUCAACGGAGAGCUGGUCGGUUUCGUACUCGCUACGUUCAUCGCCCGUGAGCAGUGUGGAAGAAGACACCCCAGGGCUAUCACUCCCACUUACGACAUUGAAAGUUACAAAUGUUGACCACUACGACAAGGUUCCGGCUGCCUUGGGAGUACCUGGAGGUGCGACAGUCAUAUCUGCGAAUAAAUACAUUGGAUUCGGCCAGUCUGCAACUCAAGAGGAGAUCCACGUCGGUAUCUCGCCCGAAGCUUGCCCCGCCGUCCUCAUCACGCCGCCGCUCCAGACGCACGAAGCUCUCGUGGUGAAGGGCGCACAAGCCAUGGUGAAUCUGAUCGGCCAGAGACGCGACAUCCGGUCAGAAGCGAUGCCGCAGCCGGAAGGGGGCAUGCAAGCGUGGAGGGAGCGAACCAUGCUCUUCAUCGACGCGCUGGAAAUCGACAUGAUCUCUGACGAGCAUGGCUUGCCUGACCUUUUCCCCAGCCAUGUGGACCGGGAGAUAAACAAGGCCGCGCUAGCCUUCCAGUCCGGGCGCUACGAUGCCGUCCGGACGGGGAUAUGGGGAUGCGGUGCAUUUGGCGGCGACCCAGGGGUCAAGAUGCUUGCCAUGUGGUGCGCCGCUUCUCUGGCGGGGACGAACCUGGAUCUGUAUGUGGAUGGCUGGCAGCGAGAGUCGGCAGGAGAGCUGGAGGUAUUUGUGCAAAAGGCGGAGGGCAAGCUCAAGACGGUGGGUGACCUCAGGUCUUUGCUGCUCUCGGCGCCAAAGGACCUCAAGAGACUGGAAACAUUGAAAUGGUUUUCUCAAGCAUUAGAUUAG